Messenger RNA from Diceros bicornis minor, 4293 nucleotides. RefSeq names its product dishevelled binding antagonist of beta catenin 1 (gene DACT1). NCBI's taxonomy places the organism in Eukaryota, Metazoa, Chordata, Mammalia, Perissodactyla, Rhinocerotidae. The record is from RefSeq and is a predicted model, not a curated record. The transcript is spliced from 4 exons. Gene Ontology annotation, cellular component: cytoplasm. The coding region runs from base 633 to 3137 and encodes 834 amino acids. Gene Ontology annotation, biological process: negative regulation of canonical Wnt signaling pathway; regulation of Wnt signaling pathway, planar cell polarity pathway; negative regulation of JNK cascade.
AUCUGAGCGGUGGACGUGCGAGGAAAGGGUUAAGAUUGUGUGCUGCGACUCGCUCGAGUUUCAGAAAGUUCUCUGGGGAGCCCCACCGCGGCGUCCCCCGCGGACCCUGCCUGCGAGGCCGACUGUAACAGGAUGCUGGGGCCCGAGGCGCUCGCCCCUCGCUUUGUGCGAUGGAAAAGAACCAAUAAGGAACGAGGCAAAAACUGGGUGCAGUAAACCCGAAAAGGGGGCGAGGAGGCCCGCGGGAAGAGCGGGGGAGGAGCGAGGGAGGAGCCGGCGCGGAGCGGAGCGGCGCCCUGACAGGAGAGGGGCAGCCGGGGGAGCGGGCCUCGGAGCCAGGGGCCGGCGCGGGGAGGCGGGCGCCAGCCGGGGUGGCCGGGCCGCCGCGCGUGACGUAGCGCCGGGCAGGGCGUUAUCAGCGGCGGGGCCGCGGCCAGGGACGCGCGGCGACAGCGGACGGCGCCGCCCCGGCCCGGACGGCUGCAGCCGGUGGCCGCGCGCGGCUCCCGAGCGCUGGUGGCCGCUGCGCCCGCCGCAGGGCGGCAUGAGCCCGCGGCCGCGGCGCUAGCGCCCCGCUCCUCCGCCCGGCGGCCCGGCCGCGCUGACGGGGGCUCGCGGCGGGGUCGGGAGCCAUGAAGCCGAGUCCGGCCGGGACGGCGAGGGAGCUGGAGCCGCAGGCGCCGGCCCGGGGCGAGCCGCGCGCGGCGGAGCCCGAGGGGCGCUGGCGGGAGAAGGGCGAGGCGGACACGGAGCGGCAGCGCACCCGCGAGCGGCAGGAGGCCACGCUGGCCGGGCUGGCCGAGCUGGAGUACCUGCGCCAGCGCCAGGAGCUGCUGGUCCGGGGCGCCCUGCGCGGCGCCGGGGCCGCGGGCGCGGCUGCGCCCCGCGCGGGGGAGCCGCCGGGGGAGGCGGCGCAGCGCAGCCGCCUGGAGGAGAAGUUCUUGGAGGAGAACAUCUUGCUGCUGCGGAAGCAGUUGAAUUGUUUGAGGAGAAGAGAUGCUGGUUUGUUGAAUCAGUUGCAAGAACUCGACAAGCAGAUAAGUGACCUGAGACUGGAUGUAGAAAAGACAUCUGAAGAGCACCUGGAGACAGACAGCAGGCCCAGCUCAGGGUUUUAUGAGCUGAGCGAUGGGGCUUCAGGAUCCCUUUCCAAUUCCUCUAACUCGGUCUUCAGUGAGUGUUUAUCCAGUUGUCAUUCCAGCACCUGCUUUUGCUGCCCCUUGGAGGCAAGCUUGACUAUCUCAGAUGGUUGCCCCAAAUCUGCAGAUCUCAUAGGAUGGUUGGAAUGUAAAGCAGGCCACUGUGAAGACCAGGCCUCAGCGGCAGUUUGCCGUUCCCCCUCCACACCACAAUUUAAUUCCCUUGAUGUCAUUGCAGAUGUGAAUCCCAAGUACCAGUGUGAUCUGGUGUCUAAAAACGGGAAUGACGUGUAUCGCUAUCCCAGUCCACUUCACGCCGUGGCCGUGCAGAGUCCAAUGUUUCUCCUUUGCUUGACCGGCAACCCUCUGAGGGAAGAAGAGAGGCUCGGUAACCAUGCCAAUGACAUUUGUGUCGGACCUCAGCUGGACCCCAUCAAGACAGACACUUCCUUACGAUCGCCAAGCAGCUUGUGGUCUGCUCCCCACCCUUCAUCCAGUAAGAAAAUGGAUGGCUACAUUCUGAGCCUUGUCCAGAAGAAAACACACCCUGUAAGGACCAACAAACCGAGAACCAGUGUGAACGCGGACCCCAGCAAGGGGCUUCUGAGGAACGGCAGCGUUUGUGUCAGAGUGAUUGGGGGCGUCUCGCAGGGCAGUAGUGGGAACCCUAAGAAUUCUAAACAGGCGCCUUUGCCCUCUGGUGGAAUCCCCUGUUUGGACAAUGGGACAUUCUCCCCACUGAAGCAGUGGUCAAAAGAAUCGAAGGCAGAACAACUGGAAAGCAAGAGGCUGCCCCCGCCAGAGUGCUGCUUGCCAGGCGCCGCCACUGACCUUCAGAGUAAGCAUCUGCCCAAAAAUGCCAAGCCAGCCUCCCAGGACCAUGGUCGGUGUCCCACCGCUGCGACAGGGGAGUCCCCUAAAGAAAGCAGUCAGAUCCCAGCUGCCCCUCCAAAAGAGAGCCCUGGGCGGGUCCCCGCCCCGCUGCAGGAGAGCAAAGUGGUCCAGCCGAUGAAGAAGGCGUCCCAGAAAAGCAGCCUGCAGGCGGCCCCUGCGGCGGCGCCCCCUGCGGGCCCCGCUGCGCUGCUCUCGUCAGCCUUCCCGGGGGGCGAGCGGCCGGCCCUGGAUCUCAAGAGCGAGGGUUCUUCUUCGCAGAGCCUCGAGGAAGGGCCUCCAGGGAGGGCGCCGUGCGUCCCGGGGCCGCAGCCCGGCGUCAGGCCGCCCCGGGGCAGCCGGGCCAUGGCCCCGAAGCCCCGGGCGCAGGCCCUGCACGGGCCCGAGGGCGCGCUGCCCGCCGUGAGGGAGAGAACCCGCGCGGCCGCCAAGAAGGGUCGGCCGCCCGACGCCGCGGAUACAAACAGGAAGCUCAGGAAGGCCUCGGCCAAGGGCCGCAAGGGCGGCGGCCAGGCCGAGGCGGCGCUCCCGGGCCGGCCGCUGGGCGCCGGGCACCGGGCCGGGGGCAGGGCGCACGGGCACGGCCGUGAGGCGCUGCUGGCCAAGCCCAGGCACAAGCGGACCGACUCGCGGCGCUGGCGGCCGGCCGCCGAGGCGUCCUACGAGGAGGCGCUGCGCAGGGCCCGGCGCGGCCGCCGCGGGAGCGCGGGCCUGUACGCGGCGCCGCCGCCCUUCGCCAGCCCCUACGCCUGCGCGGCCAGCGACUCCGAGUACUCGGCCGAGUGCGAGUCCCUCUUCCACUCCACCGUGCUGGACACCAGCGAGGACGAGCGCAGCAAUUACACCACCAACUGCUUCGGCGACAGCGAGUCCAGCGUGAGCGAGGGCGACUUUGUGGGCGAGAGCACCAGCACCAGCGACUCGGAAGAAAGCGGGGGCUUCAUGUGGUCGCCGUUCGUGCAGACCCUCCCUCUCCAGGCGGUCCCAGCCGCCGACCUGCACGGCAACCCCGCCAAAACCUUCGUCAAAAUCAAGGCCUCACACACCCUCAAGAGGAAAAUCCUGCGAUUUCGGUCUGGCUCCUUGAAACUGAUGACGACCGUCUGAGUAACAUCAUUGGUGUAGAAAGUGUUUUUUCCUAGUUACUGAAGAACAGGUGGCGUCUUAGUUUUUGUGUCAUAAUUUCACGGAAUGCUUUCCUUUUGUUAAAAUAAAACCGAGGUAAAUUAUGUCUCAUCUUCGUCAUGUGUGGACACUAGUGCCUUGAAUGGAAGGUAAAGAAUGUUUUGCUGGUUAGAAGUAAAUACCGAGUUUUUAAUGGUGGUGAUAGUGAAGGAAUUUUGUGGUAUCAGGUGAUUUUUACUUUAAAUGUUCUGAGCAUCUGUGAAGGCGCGGGUUUUGAUGUUCAAGUCUGGUUGGGAUGAGACCUUUUGAUCUGAAGGUCAGGUAGAUGGAAUUUCAGGACACACAUUUGCUUCUUGGUUCUUUAGGGCAGUGUCUCCAUGAGGGUUUUUCUGUGGAGGGGCAUUACGUACACCUGUGUGAAUUAGGUAUGAGGGACAGUCAUUGUUUUCUGUAAUUUUUUUAAUAUAGUCUACAUCUCUCAAAUGUAUCCCAAUUCUGUUUUCUUCUCAGAACUGUUUGGCUUACUGGACUCAGAACUUGAAGACCAGACCCUAAAUCCAGAGAGCUGGUGACCUGGAUAGGGAGCUGGUAAUAUCUUAAAAGGAUUCACUAAAACUUCUGCCACACUUGGUGCCUAGGCUCUGGUUAUAGUAACCCCUUCUAGGGCUGUUUAUCCACCAUUUUGAUGCCUUUCUCCUUCUCCCUAAUUUGCAGCAGAUCCAACCAUUCUUCCCUUGGAGGACUUGCCUUUGGGAUAAAAUUUUGGCCAUUGGGUACAGAGAAAUUCCCUCUUAAUGAAGUAACUCUUGGGCAUGACUCCAAGCCCGGAAUUGCUCACUGAGCGCUGUACCACCUAAGCAUUGGCCCGAACACACUAGUGCAAUCCAGUCCAGAUUGGACCACUCACCCUGUCUGGAAGGGCUUUUUUUUAAAAAGAAAACUUUUUGGUAAACAGUGUUGUGUAAAAUUGCCUUUUUUAUACCAAUAUAUGCAUGUUUUUUGCAUGGGUAGUAUUUGUUUUGAUAUUCCUGUUGAUGUUAAAUUGCUGUAUGAUAUAAACAGUAUGUGUUUUUAUAUAUCAUUGUGUAAAUUUAAUAUAACACAUUAUAUACUGUAAUAAACGAUUUGUUUUACUGCU